This is a messenger RNA of Alternaria rosae, 829 nucleotides long. RefSeq lists its product as uncharacterized. The transcript is spliced from 2 exons. The record is from RefSeq and is a predicted model, not a curated record. Bases 275 to 715 code for a protein of 146 amino acids. NCBI's taxonomy places the organism in Eukaryota, Fungi, Ascomycota, Dothideomycetes, Pleosporales, Pleosporaceae.
GCGGAGCCUUGCGCAUACGAGUGGCGUCGCAAAGCACUGAAAGCGGUCUGAAUUCAAACGAAUUGCCUCAACACCUCGACGCAUCAUGGCUAUACGACGUCACGUCGGCUACAUCAUCAUGGAAGCGAGACAAAUUAUGGCGUUGCAACGAUGGCCCCGUAUACGAUGACCAGAUCUAUAAAGCCUCCUCGUCGUCUCAUUGAAGAACGAACCAACACCGACAACGCCAAACCUCCCAUAUACCCAUCCCGCUCAACCAUAUCAAAUAUUCAAGAUGCUCUCCAAGAUCACCGCCCUCGCUCUCCUCGCCACCAGCGCAUCCGCUGCAGUCCUUCCCCGAAGCGCAGACUGGACUUGGGACGUCGUUGCCUUCAGCAGUGUCUGCACCGCAUCAGCAUGCCGCUACUCCUUCAACGUCUCCGCACCCGCUGGUCCUUCCGGCCAGCCAGCUUUCGACGCCGAAUUCUGCUCUGGCACUAGUCUCCAGGGUGGCUACAAAUCUUGCGGUGCGGUAGGGAUUGAUGUACCGGGUGACGUGCAGACGCAAGAGUUCAAUCGUGGGAGUGAUGUUGGCGCGACUGUUAGUGUGCAGUACACGUUUACGCAGGGUGAAGUGAGGUACACGUACACCGGUAAUGAGACUGUUAAGCAUACUGGACUGGGUCCUUCGGUGAACUUUAGCAUUGUUCCCACGGAGGUGACUGCUGUCGCCUAGGGAGGUCAUUGGGUCGCGACGCACGGAAUAAGAGGAAGGUAGCAUGAGUACAGCACGGCGAUCUGGAAAACGGCGAACUCAAGUAAAUAUACUAUGUGUGUGUAUGCUACCUCU